Trypanosoma grayi is the source of this 1551-nucleotide messenger RNA. RefSeq lists its product as hypothetical. Lineage: Eukaryota; Euglenozoa; Kinetoplastea; Trypanosomatida; Trypanosomatidae. Bases 1 to 1551 code for a protein of 516 amino acids. The transcript has a single exon. The record is from RefSeq and is a predicted model, not a curated record.
AUGGAGGAGAGGCAGCUGGAGACGAUGCCAUCGCGCUCGGUGGCCCGCGGCGCUGAGAGCUUGGACCCGCGCCACUUUGGCACGUCCACAGAUGACACCGCCAUCUAUCUGGAAGAUUCCAUGGAUGAGCCAACCGCCCGUUGCAUCAGCGCGUCCCCGUCGGCCGUGGCAAUUCUGUCCCCACAGCGGAUGCCGCCCAGCAACUGCCACGCCGUCGACAUCACCGAGUACGACAGCACUAACAUUGGGAGUGCCUGCGGUGCAAAAAGCCACCGCAUCCGACCACUAUCGGACUUGACCAACACCGGCUCCGUUUACCUUCCCUUUGCCAAAUCGCCGACGCCGAGGCGCUCCAUGUCUUCGUCGGCGCAGUGCAAGCGAGCCUCCUCCAGCACCCCAAGUUCUUCGCAGAAGCAUCAACACAGCCAAGGCCACCACCAGCAGCGCCACCACGGCAGUAGCAGCGUCUCUGUCGGACGCUGCGUGGAUUCGACCUUUCAGGGAGAACAAACUGUGCAUCUCGCCGAGUACGAGAAGCUUCAACGGGAGCGCAACCGUUUUGAGAAAAUGUACGAGCACCAAAAGACCCUUUAUGAAGAAAUGGCCGAAAGACAGAGUGACACAUACAAAGAACUUCAAGAGAAAAUUAUCGAGGUUGUUGCUCUCUCCACCCGUAAUGAGGAGAAUAAGCGGUUCAUUCGCCAAUUGAAGCGCGAGAUGGCCGAUAGCCGAACACGAGUGAUGAACAUUCAGAACCGCGCGUUAGAGGAGACAAAGAUGGAGAAGAGUGCCAGGGAGCGUUACCAGACACAGCUGCACGAGCACCAGGAGAAGUACUCUGCUAUCAUGGAACAGCAGGAGGCCAAGGUGGCUGGUCUCGAGAGCUUACUGAAGGACAUCACGUGCAUGAAGGGCGAGUGCGACCACGUGCAGGUGUCGCAGCUUGAUGCUCUCCUUAAGGCGGCAUAUGCGAAGAACACCGCCCUCUUCGGCGACCUGCUGCGCCAGGGCCGCCAGAUAGAUAUGCUGUUCGACAGCAAGGCAUCACUUGAGAAGCAGCUGGAGCAGCUGCGCCGCGAGAAGCGCGAGACGGAGGCGACAUGGGCGGGGGAGCGGCGUCGUAUGCUGGAGGAAACGGAGCGCUACACCGCGCAGUUGGCGGAGCAGCAGCACUCCGUACUGGAGCUACGCCAGAUGCUCAUCCGCACACUCGAGUCCGCUACCCUCACUCAGCGGGAUCGGAGUGAGAACGAAGAUGAUGAUGAUGAGACGGACAGCAGCAGUUACUCCUCCGAAAGCAGCUCGCAAGGUGGCCGAGAGCUUGACGAUGACAAUGACAAUGAUGAUGACGACGACGACGACGACGACAACAACGAUGACGGCAGUGCUGAGCAGCAUGCCAGCAGCACACCAGCGCCUGAGCGGGCGAUCGUGAGGGUGACUAAUAGGGACGGGGCUGUGUCGCAGGCGGAGCGGCGGACGACGGAUUUAGCGGCGCUCUCCGCGCAGAUACAGGCGAAGCUGAGGGCACUUCCGGCCGGCCGGAUCUGA